This is a messenger RNA of Phragmites australis (common reed), 1056 nucleotides long. RefSeq names its product transcription factor TCP21-like. The transcript has a single exon. Bases 78 to 713 code for a protein of 211 amino acids. The record is from RefSeq and is a predicted model, not a curated record. Gene Ontology annotation, molecular function: DNA-binding transcription factor activity; sequence-specific DNA binding. Gene Ontology annotation, cellular component: nucleus. Lineage: Eukaryota; Viridiplantae; Streptophyta; Magnoliopsida; Poales; Poaceae.
CCUCAUCACCUCAAAACCUCUCAAACCCCACCGGUCCACCACUCUCCAGACCAGCAACAGGACGAGAGACAGGCGCCAUGGCCACCCGCGACGUCUCCACCUCAGCCGCCGCCAUGUUCCACAUCUACCAGCCCUUGCCGGUCCCGUCCACGGCGGCCCCGGCCGCAGCGGCAGCCGACGGCGCCGUGGUGGUCCCCGCGACGCCGGGCAAGAAGGCGGCGCAGGGCGGCAAGGACCGGCACAGCAAGGUGAACGGGCGCGGGCGGCGCGUGCGCAUGCCGAUCGUGUGCGCGGCGCGCGUGUUCCAGCUCACUCGCGAGCUCGGGCUCAAGUCCGACGGCCAGACCAUCGAGUGGCUGCUCCGCCAGGCCGAGCCCUCCAUCCUCGCCGCCACGGGAUCCGGCACCACCCCGGCCGUCUUCGUCUCCUCGUCCGCGCCGUCCACCUCCUCCUCCCACUACCAGCAGACCAUCCUCGGCAAGCGCCCGCGCGAGGAAGGCGACGCCGCCAUCGGCACCGCGGCGGCGGCCGCGGCAGCUUCCGCGUUCUGGGCGGCACUGCCGGCGCCGCGGACGGAGGCCUGGGGCUUCUCGCCGUUGGAGGCACAGGCGGCGGCGGCGUACGUGCCAAUGGCGCAAGCCCACCACCACCACCUCAACCUUCUCGCCGCGCUCUCCGGCGCCGCCAGGCGCGCCGAGGAGGAGUCCCGGUGACUCCACGGCUCCUGACACGUUCUACAUGCGUCACUCGUUCAUUGAUUUCCGUGUGUUCUACUUCUUGGCAGUGUUCUUGAUUCGCUUGUUCCUCUCUUCCGGUCAAUCGCUAGUGUGUUGUUUCCAAGAUUCGAUGAAGAUUGUUGUGGGUGCCUAGUGCUAAAUGUAAAUACGAUCAGAUCCUACAUUCCAGUAGCAUGCGUUAGAGUUUGCCGUCAGUUUAGGUUUCCUGUGUUCUUUUCUUGAUUCCGUGGAACCUGUUCCAGUUAGCAUCUUUGUCUGUAUCGAUCAGCUCAAGUCAUUUAGUAACAAAAGUUCAAAGCUGCUCUUCUUUUGUGGGUCA